AUGUCUUCAACACCGGUCAUCCUGAUCUUCGGCGCCGGCGCCAACACUGGCCUGGCGACCGCCAAGAAGUUCGCCAAGGAGGGCUACAAGGUCGCGGCGGUCUCGCGCAAUCCGUCGACGGAGCUCAAGGCGGCCACAGACCUCAUCGUUCCCGCCGACCUGACGGACCCCAAGACAGUAGAGACGGUCUUUGAGAAGGUCACCAAGGAGCUGGGCGUACCGCACGUGGUCGUAUUCAGCGCUGCUGAUGGGCAGAUGGUCUCGGGCGCGAACCCUAUCACCGUCUCCACCGCCCGCCUGACAGAGACUCUGACGGUGAGCACCAUCUCGCCAUACGCGGCGGCACGGCUAGCUAUAAAGGGGUGGGCGACGCUGCCUGCUUCGGCCGCCAAGGCGUUCCUGUUUGUGGGCAACAUGAUGAACACGCAGGUCCUCCCGGAGACGCACAUCCUGGGCAUGGCCAAGAACGCAACGGCGUACUUCAUCGAGACGGCGGCCGAGGCGUACAAGAGGGCCGGCAAAGACUACAAGUUCUACUACGUCGACGAGCGGCUCGAGAACGGCGAGAGCUGCAUGAUGGACAUCGACGGUGAGUCGCACGCGCUCGAGUUCUGGAAGCUGGCGCACGAGGUCGAGGGCCAGAGCCACUGGUGCUGGACUUUCGUCAAGGGCGACGCUGCCAAAGGCGAGACUGGCCGCUACGUGAGAAACAGGGCGUAUGUGGAUAGGGAGUAUCGGCUGAUGAAAGACUUUGGCCUGCCUGAUUUGAGCAAUGUGCCUGAGGGUGGUAUGAGCUACCGCGAGUUGCUAGGGAAGAUGGGUUCUGGUGAGCUCACCGCGAAGAAGUAG
Messenger RNA from Diaporthe amygdali, 849 nucleotides. RefSeq lists its product as uncharacterized. The coding region runs from base 1 to 849 and encodes 282 amino acids. The record is from RefSeq and is a predicted model, not a curated record. NCBI's taxonomy places the organism in Eukaryota, Fungi, Ascomycota, Sordariomycetes, Diaporthales, Diaporthaceae. The transcript is spliced from 2 exons.